Molecule: messenger RNA, 1176 nt
Organism: Choloepus didactylus (southern two-toed sloth)
Lineage: Eukaryota; Metazoa; Chordata; Mammalia; Pilosa; Megalonychidae
Product: keratin-associated protein 4-7-like
Exons: 3
Coding region: 1-1176 (391 amino acids)
Cellular component (GO): keratin filament
Source: RefSeq, a predicted model, not a curated record
AUGUGCUACUGCUGCUCCCCUUGCUGCCAGCCAACUUGCUGCAGAACCACCUGUUGUAGGACCACCUGCUGCCAGCCCUCCUGCUGCGGGUCCAGCUGCUGCCAGCCUUGCUGUCAGAACACCUGCUGUGGGUCAGGCUGCUGCCAGCCUUGCUGCUGUCCAUCCUGCUGUGGGUCCAGCUGCUGCCAGCCUUGCUGCCGCCCAGUCUGUUGUCAGACCACCUGCUGUAGGACCACCUGCUGCCGCCCCAGCUGCUGCUGCAGCCCUUGCUGUGUUUCCAGCUGCUGCCGCCCUUCCUGUUGCUACUCCCCUUGCUGUCAGCCAACUUGCUGCAGAACCACCUGUUGUAGAACCACCUGCUGCCAGCCCACCUGCUGUGGCUCCAGCUGCUGCCAGCCUUGCUGCCGUCCAUCCUGCUGCGGGUCCAGCUGCUGCCAGCCUUGUUGUCAGAACACCUGCUGUGGGUCAGGCUGCUGCCAGCCUUGCUGCUGUCCAUCCUGCUGUGGGUCCAGCUGCUGCCAGCCGUGCUGCCGCCCCAGUUGCUGCUACACAACCUGCUGCCGGCCAGCUUGCAGUGGCCCCGUGUACUGCUCGAGAACCUGCUACCAACCAACGUGCUGCUGCGUGCCCGGUUGCCUAACCAAUAGCUGUGGGUCCAGCUGCUGCCAGCCUUGCUGCGGUCCAUCCUGCUGUGGGUCAGGCUGCUGCCAGCCUUGCUGUCGCCCAGUCUGCUGUCAGACCACCUGCUGUAGGACCACCUGCUGCCGCCCCGGCUGCUGCUGCAGCCCUUGCUGUCCAACUUGCUGCAGAACCACCUGUUGUAGGACCACCUGCUGCCAGCCCACCUGCUGUGGCUCCAGCUGCUGCCAGCCUUGCUGCUGCCCCAGUUGCUGCUACACAACCUGCUGCCGGCCAGCUUGCAGUGGCCCCGUGUACUGCUCAAGAACCUGCUACCAACCAACGUGCUGCUGCGUGCCCGGUUGCCUAGCCAAUAGCUGUGGAACCAGCUGCUGCCAGCCUUGCUGCCAGAACACCUGCUGUGGGUCCAGCUGCUGCCAGCCUUGCUGCCGCCCAGUCUGUUGUCAGACCACCUGCUGUAGGACCACCUGCUGCCGCCCCAGCUGCUGCUGCAGCCCUUGCUGUCUUUCCAGCUGCUGCCGCCCUUCCUGUUGCUAA